AUGUCCUUCUUCUCUGAAAAUGAGACAAGUUUUCAUAACACUAUCCUGGCAUUUCCCAAUGUAUCCAAUUUAGUACUUCACAACACGACGUCAGAGGAUCCCAUCAUUUGCACGUGGAACCUUCCAGCAAUUGAGUGGUUUAAAGUCGCAAUGUCAACGUUUGGUUUUCUUGGAAACGGAUUCACAUUUCUCGUUAUUGUUUUGAAGAAGGCUUUACACAGCAAAACGUUUGCGGUAAUAUCUGCCAUUGCCCUUUCGGACUGCCUCUACUGUCUAAGCAUGAUACUAUGGGCAUUUUUCUAUUAUGCUUACAUGGAUGCAAACGACUAUCGCACCAUUCGGGAAUGUAUACGUUUAUUUAAGUACAUUAAGACAUAUCUGUCUGUGAUUAUGUCAGCAGCAUACAUUGCCUCUGGAUUUUUCCUCGCUGUGCUGUCAGUUGUUCGCUACAUCAUCAUUUCCUAUCCACUAAAAUCCAACAUUCUACUCACAAGAAGACGCGUCAUCCUCACGAUUGUUGCAGUAUACGUUAUUUCGCUUGGUAUAGGAGUCUUCAAAACCUUAAAAAUCAAUCUGGAAGGGAAAGUGACCAAACCCCUGGACCUCAUUGUUUCGUAUCUUGUUCCUCUUAGUGUCAUGGUAGCAUUUCACACUUUAAAGCUAAGAACUCUCAAAAGGAAUACAUUCCAAACGACUAGCUCAUCAGUACGCAAGAUGGAGAUGGUGGUCGUCAUGGUAUUAUUGGCAUUCUUUCUCCUCUUGUUACCAUGGCACGUGUUGGCGAUGCUGUAUGCGUAUGGCCUCUAUUCUCCUAAUUAUGUGGUUAUGACGGUAAGCUCUAUUCUGUUCCAGUUAAACAACUGUAUCAACCCCGUGUUCUACGCAUUCCUGUCACCGCGAGUCAGACAAUAUCUAUGUUUUUGCUGCGUAGUGAGAAGACCAAAUAUCAGAAACCAAACAGCAACGGAGUCUUCUUCUUUACCAAACACUUCAAGUUGCUCGUCUAUUCAAACAUCAAAUUUCAGUUCAUUCCAGCCGAAAACAUAA
Ostrea edulis (European flat oyster) is the source of this 1047-nucleotide messenger RNA. RefSeq names its product C-C chemokine receptor type 5-like. Gene Ontology annotation, cellular component: membrane. The record is from RefSeq and is a predicted model, not a curated record. Gene Ontology annotation, biological process: G protein-coupled receptor signaling pathway. Gene Ontology annotation, molecular function: G protein-coupled receptor activity. NCBI's taxonomy places the organism in Eukaryota, Metazoa, Mollusca, Bivalvia, Ostreida, Ostreidae. The transcript has a single exon. The coding region runs from base 1 to 1047 and encodes 348 amino acids.